Messenger RNA from Notodromas monacha, 958 nucleotides. The record is from the annotation of a GenBank genome assembly. Lineage: Eukaryota; Metazoa; Arthropoda; Ostracoda; Podocopida; Cyprididae.
UGUUCCUUUUUUUUCUGCAGAACCGUUUGUGAUUCAUCAUGUUUUUGGUUUCCGAAAUGUUAGACGACUUGAAGCGCAUGAAUCGGCGCCAACUUGCGUUUCAGGUUCUGAACUUCGCAAUGAUAAUAUCUUCGGCUUUAAUGAUUUGGAAGGGUCUCAUGGUAUUCACAGGAAGCGAAAGCCCAAUCGUGGUUGUGCUGAGUGGAAGUAUGGAACCAGCAUUUCACCGAGGUGAUCUUCUGUUUCUCACAAACAAAGAGCAAGAUCCUAUACGAGUCGGCGAGAUUGUGGUAUUCAAAGUCGAAGGACGGGAUAUUCCCAUCGUGCACCGAGUCAUCAAAUUACAUGAGCAGGGAAAUGGAACCGUGAAAUUCUUGACAAAAGGAGACAAUAACAAUGUUGAUGAUCGAGGUUUAUACGCUCCCGGUCAACUAUGGCUUACGCCGAGAGAUGUUGUUGGUCGCGCGCGAGGGUUUGUCCCUCACGUCGGUAUCGUUACAAUAUUAAUGAACGACUAUCCGAAAUUAAAGUAUGCGGUGCUGGCGUGUUUAGGGCUUUUCGUGCUAGUCCAUCGAGACUGAGUCUGAAACCAAGGAAACGACAGACAGCAUAUCCGCCGUUUUCGGAAGAGACUCACUGUUCGAAUUGUUUCCAAAAUUUAUGCUGUGUUUCGCUCCGUUGAAUUCGCGUCUCUAUUUCUUGCUAGUGGAAAAAUUUAUUGAAUAAUUUGUUUCGAACCGAUGACGUGAUUUGUAAGCGGUUGCGUUGUGAUUCCACUUCAGCUUUUAUUUUUUCUCAGCUGAGUGUUCGGUUUCCUCGGACGCAUAAAGGAAUAUUUAAACCUAGGUUUAAUUGUCUACGUCAACGCUCAACCGGGGCGCUGAGAAAAUGUCUUCAACUCGCCGACUAGCCGUGAUGGUAUUCUGGAAAAUUACUUCAUAUUAUGGAAGCCCGGAGA